This is a messenger RNA of Adineta ricciae, 966 nucleotides long. The record is from the annotation of a GenBank genome assembly. Lineage: Eukaryota; Metazoa; Rotifera; Eurotatoria; Adinetida; Adinetidae.
AUGGCGUCGAGUGAUGAUUAUGAAAGUCUUCCUGAAUCAAUGCAUCCAGCCAUACACAUGGCUGCUGGAGCGUUAGCCGGUAUUGGCGAACAUUGUGUUAUGUAUCCAGUCGACGUUGUUAAAACUCGGAUGCAAUGUAUUAAUCCCGACCCACACGCGAAAUAUCGAGGAAUCAUACAUGCAAUACGACAAAUGAUGGCCAACGAAGGUUUUUUUCGACCUGUUCGUGGUAUGCAUGUCGUGGCUUCAGCAGCCGGUCCAGCACAUGCACUCUAUUUUUCUUGUUAUGAACGCAUGAAAUUAUUAUUCAGCGGAAGUUCCCAAGUAGGUCAUAAUCCCAUAGCCAAUGGAUUAGCAGGUUGUUUUGCUACUCUGUUUCACGACGCUUUGAUGGUGCCCGCUGAUGCGAUCAAACAACGUUUGCAAAUCUAUGCAUCUCCCUAUGCUGGUGCAAUCGAUUGUUUACAGAAGAUCCGUCAACGCGAAGGUCUCUCCGUUCUCUAUCGAAGUUACACAACCCAAUUAACUAUGAAUAUUCCAUUUCACUCCGUACAUCUUGUGACUUAUGAGCUCCUUCAAGAUUAUUUGAAUUACGCUCGAACAUAUGAUCCUCUAUCCCAUGUUAUUUCGGGUGCCGGCGCUGGUGCUAUUGCGUCGGCAGUGACAACCCCACUAGAUGUUUGUAAAACACUAUUAAAUACUCAAGAGUGCUGUUUAGCAUCGACUGGCGGACCCACGUGUUCAGUACCGCGAGGGUCACCUGGAACUUCAAUGAAUACUGUUGCAACUCAAGAAGCGCGAGGACUAAUAACAGCUAUUCGAGUGAUAUAUAUGCAAGGCGGAAUACCUGCAUUUUUUAAAGGUUUAACACCCCGUGUUCUUUAUCAAAUGCCAAGUACAGCUGUAGCUUGGUCUUGUUACGAAUUUUUUAAACAUUCUUUUGCCGGCAAACCAACAAUAUUGUGA